Messenger RNA from Boleophthalmus pectinirostris (great blue-spotted mudskipper), 1120 nucleotides. Its product is annotated as erythroblast NAD(P)(+)--arginine ADP-ribosyltransferase-like. The record is from RefSeq and is a predicted model, not a curated record. The transcript has 3 exons. NCBI's taxonomy places the organism in Eukaryota, Metazoa, Chordata, Actinopteri, Gobiiformes, Gobiidae. Gene Ontology annotation, molecular function: NAD+ poly-ADP-ribosyltransferase activity; NAD+-protein-arginine ADP-ribosyltransferase activity. The coding region runs from base 136 to 978 and encodes 280 amino acids.
UACUGAGAGUCCCUGGGCUUGACUCAGCGGGUGAGGGCUGCUUUAUUGGAGGUGUUACUGAUUGAUAAUGGCCCACAGCUUGUGCUCUGUGCAGCUCAGUCCAGAGAUUCUCCACAGUGAGAUAUUGCUUUGAAGAUGUGGUCAGUAUGUUCAGCUCUACUUCUGUUCCAUACAGUUCUAAGAGGAUUUGCACAGAAACCUGCUCCACCUAAAUACUUAACACUGGACAUGGCUCUUAACGCUGUGGAUGACAUGUACAGUGGCUGCAAAGACCAGAUGGACUCCAAAGUGAGAAAAGAAUAUCUACCCCUGGAGAAAAACAGAGCGCAAAAUAAUUUUACUGUUGCCUGGCGUCUGGCUGAGAAAAACUACAACAAAAUCUGGAAGGGCAAAAAGGGAAAAAGACCUUCAACUUCCCUUGGCAAAGAACAAAUCAUGUCUAUUUAUAUGUAUACCCUGGACGAACCCAAUGUUUAUAUAGAUUUUAAUAACGCCGUGCGCACGCAGGGACAGAAAUACAAGAGCUCUUUUAAAUACCACUCGCUUCACUACUUUCUGACCAGCGCCAUUCAGAAACUUAAUGCGCGCAGAAACGAGGCGGAGCGGUGCGUGACCGGGUUCCGCAGGGUGAACGGGUACUUCCCUCGGGAUGUCCUGAACAAACACGUGCGCUUCGGCUCGUUUACCUCAGCAUCUCUGGGUUGGUACCCCAGUGCUGCGAGAUUUGGGGACAGGAGUUGUUUCGAGAUCACCACGUGCUUUGGAGCGGACAUCUCGCUCUUCUCCAAACUCGGAGAGGCAGAGAGAGAAGUGCUCGUUCCGCCUUAUGAGCUUUUCAAAGUAACACAGAUAAAGAAACUGUCUGAGAACAAGCCUCUGCCCUGUCAGUUUGUCUACAUGCUGAGCAGCACAGGUGUACUCUCCAGACUCAACUGCGCACUUGAUUUGAGCUCAAGUAAUCAUCAGAAGUUAGCCUAAAUACUCUUGAUCUCCAAGUUUAGGGGUAACGUUCAUUGUUAAUUAGCUUAAUAAUGGCCAAGAAAUUGAACCACUUCAUGUUUAAAAGGUACAAAGCAGAAAAUCCUCACAUUUUAAUAAAGGCAUUUCAUGUUGGCGUCAA